AUGUCUUCGCCAAAUUUCCUUGAGUCGUCUCCAGUAUCUCUGAGUUCACAGCGCCGCCGUAAAUCUGCAUUCACGUACCGACACUUGGCUCAACUCGCGUCCUCCUCUACAUCAUGUCCGCUGCGUGUCAUCGCUCACAUCGACCUCGAUGCCUUUUACGCACAAUGCGAAAUGGUCCGCUUAGGUAUCCCACCGGAUAAACCACUCGCCGUUCAACAGUGGCAGGGACUCAUCGCAAUCAACUACCCGGCACGAGCCUUUGGGCUUAAUCGACAUGUCACCAUCACCGAGGCAGUCAAGCAGUGCCCGGAUCUGAUCAUGCAACACGUCGCUACUUGGAAAGAAGGAGAUGAGAAGUGGGCAUACCAUGAAGACUCUUUCAAGAACAUGGCGACACACAAGGUCAGCCUUGACCCAUACAGACUCGAGAGCAGGAGGAUUCUGGCUUUGAUCAAGGGCCAUCUGCCAGCCGCUCCUAUUUCUAAGGUGGAGAAGGCCAGCAUUGAUGAGGUCUUUUUGGAUUUGUCUACUCAUGUUCACGGUAUCAUGCUCGAAAGAUUCCCAGAACUGAAAGGUCCUGCACCAUACGAUGAUCCCACAGAACAACUACCUCGACCUCCAACCACUGCGUUGGAGUGGCACACUGAUGCGUUGAUUGAUUUGGACUCAUCCGAGACUGAGGAUGACGAUCCAGACUGGGAUGAUGUUGCUAUGGUCAUCGCUUCUGAAAUCAUACGAGGUGUUCGAGCCAAAAUCUUCGAAGAUCUGAAGUACACAUGUUCGGCCGGAGUUGCACGAAACAAGAUGCUCGCGAAGCUCGGGUCCGCUCACAAAAAGCCGAACCAGCAAACCAUCAUCCGCAACCGGGCUGUAAACCACUUCUUGAGUGACUUCAAGUUCACCAAAAUCAGGAAUCUCGGUGGUAAACUUGGAGACGAGAUUGUCGCAGCAUUCAGCACAGACACAGUCAAAGAGUUGCUCGAAGUACCUAUCGAACAGCUCAAGAAAAAGAUAGGUGAUGAUACUGGUACAUGGCUCUACAACAUCAUUCGUGGCGAAGACCACAGUGAAGUCAAUCCUCGGACGCAAAUCAAGUCGAUGCUCAGUGCUAAGUCAUUCCGACCUUCUAUUAACACCUUAGACACAGCUGUGAGAUGGAUCCGCAUUUUCGUUGCCGACAUUUUCUCUCGACUAGUUGAAGAAGGCGUCUUGGAAAACAAAAGACGACCAAAGACUCUCAACCUGUACCAUAGACAAGGGGCACAGACCAGGAGUAAGUCGGCUUCUAUUCCGAUGGGAAAGACAAUGGAUGAAACUCUGCUUUUCGACCUUGCCAAGGGACUGCUUGCUCAGGUCGUUGCCGAAGGCCGAGCAUGGCCGUGUGCAAACCUCUCAUUGAGUGUUAGUGGUUUUGAAGAAGGUGUGACCGGCAACAAAGGUAUUGGCGGGUUUCUACUGAGAGGCGAGGAAGCAAAAGCAAUAUCAGCUGCCCUAAAAGAACCAUCAGAUCUACGCAAUCCGGAGACUCCUCCUCCAAAUAAGCGCAGAAGAGUUGAGGGAAGUGGCAUACAGCGCUUUUUCGGAGCCAGACAAGAGAGUUCAGGCGGUCAUUCCGAAAGAGAUGAGCAAAAUUUGCACAUGGAAGAUGAUGCGACGGAGGCUCAUAGUCCCUUCGAAGUACCUCCUUCUGCACAAGGAGCAUCGGACGAUAUGUUUGAAUCACAUGCAGAUAAGCAAAGCGGACGUCCAGAUGAUGACAUUGACCGGUAUACUUGCUCUCGAUGUAACAGUAUGUUACUCGUCACUGAACAAGGCGAACAUGAUGAUUGGCAUUUCGCAAAAGAUCUGGCGGCUGACCUUGCAGCGGAGGAAAGGGCAAAUGCAGCAUCGCGGGAACAGAGUCGGCCUUCAAGUGCGAAUACGAGUACUCAACCUAAGAACAGAGGGCGAGGGCGACCACCAAGCGUUCCGAAGGCAGAGAAAGGUCAAAAGAAGUUGAAGUUUGGUUAA
Molecule: messenger RNA, 2010 nt
Organism: Aureobasidium melanogenum CBS 110374
Lineage: Eukaryota; Fungi; Ascomycota; Dothideomycetes; Dothideales; Saccotheciaceae
Product: DNA/RNA polymerase
Exons: 1
Coding region: 1-2010 (669 amino acids)
Biological process (GO): error-prone translesion synthesis; response to radiation
Cellular component (GO): replication fork; site of double-strand break; nucleus
Molecular function (GO): damaged DNA binding; DNA-directed DNA polymerase activity
Source: RefSeq, a predicted model, not a curated record